CGCUCCCAGCUCGGCGUUAUUUCCCGGAGUACGUCCGGUUCCACCUUGAGGGGAUGGAGGUGGCUCGGGGCUCCGGCGCCCCGGAUCCCGGCGAUCCCCGACCUCUCAAGCCGUGUCUGCUGCGUCGCAACCACAGCCGCGAACAGCACGGCGUAGCAGCCUCCUGCCUCGAGGAGCUCAGGAGCAAAGCCUGUGAGAUUCUGGCCAUUGAUAAGAACCUGACACCAAUCACCCUGGUCCUGGCAGAAGAUGGCACCAUAGUGGAUGAUGAUGAUUACUUCCUUUGUCUUCCUUCCAAUACUAAGUUUGUGGCUUUGGCUUGUAAUGAAAAGUGGACAUACAACAAUUCAGAUGGUGGCACAGCUUGGAUUUCCCAGGAGUCUUUUGAUGUGGAUGAAACAGACAGUGGGGCUGGAGCGAAAUGGAAGAACCUGGCCAGGCAGCUGAAAGAAGAUCUGUCCAACAUCAUCCUGCUCUCAGAAGAGGACCUCCAAGUGCUCAUCGACGUACCAUGUUCAGACCUGGCUCAGGAACUUGGCCAAAGUUGUGUCACUGUCCAAGGUCUUCAGAACACACUUCAGCAGGUCCUCGACCAGAGAGAGGAAGCCCGCCAGUCCAAGCAGCUUCUGGAGCUUUAUCUCCAGGCUUUGGAGAAGGAGGGUGGCAUCUUGUCCAUGCAGAAAGAGUCCAAAGCAGCCUUCAGCGAAGAAGUGGAUACUGUGGACACAGGCAGCGGCAGAGAGAUUGCUUCCAAAAUUGCUCUGACAAGCCAGAUCCUUACCACCCUGAAGGAGAAGCCGGCUCCAGAGCUGAGUUUAUCUAGUCAGGAUUUGGAGUUGGUUUCUGAGGAAGAGCCCCAAGCACUGGCUGUGGCUUUGAACUGGGACCUAAAGAAGACGGAAACCGUUCAGCAAGCCUGUAACCGGGAGCUCGCCCUGCGCCUACAGCAGAUGCAAAGCUUGCGAUCCCUCCGCAAUGUUUCAGCCAGGAACCAUUCCCUGCCCAGGGACCUGCAGAGCCCUAAACGAGCUAGACAAGAUGCCACAUAGCUCCAGCCAGAAACCUGCCGCGGAGGAAUGCAUGCUGGCCUUGGGUUUUGUUGUCAGUAAAUACCUCCAACCUCCUC
Dipodomys ordii (Ord's kangaroo rat) is the source of this 1126-nucleotide messenger RNA. RefSeq names its product DNA fragmentation factor, 45kDa, alpha polypeptide (gene Dffa). The transcript has 6 exons. Gene Ontology annotation, biological process: apoptotic DNA fragmentation; apoptotic process; regulation of apoptotic process. Lineage: Eukaryota; Metazoa; Chordata; Mammalia; Rodentia; Heteromyidae. The coding region runs from base 54 to 1049 and encodes 331 amino acids. Gene Ontology annotation, molecular function: deoxyribonuclease inhibitor activity. The record is from RefSeq and is a predicted model, not a curated record.